CUGGUUUCCGGCUUUAUCUCCUCUUUCCCCAUGGUAAGGAUAGAAGCAGAAACUGGAUUUUGGCUCAUAGAGUCCUGCAGGAUUUACCAAUCAGAAAAAUCUCCCAAGAAUUCUCUUGAAUGGACCAAUAUUGGUCCUCAGAAGUAGAAGAGUUGUAGCAUCAAUGAAAGCGAUGCUUCCUCACUGGACAGGCCAAUUACACUGACUUAACAUACAGCCAGGAUUCCUUUCCCCUACCCUUCUCAACAGAGACAACGUUUGAAUACACAGUCAGGAUUGGAAGAAGGGGCAGGACUCCCAACAGGGGCUGCAUUAGAGUAGAAGGUGACGCUAAAAAUGAAAAUGGAUCCACAGAAUCCACUGGUAAGCCUUGGGAUAAGGAAGGCAUUAGGAGGGACAGAAAAAAUGCCCCAUGCCACUGAACCUGGUGGCAUUAAAGAAUUCCCAAGCUGUGCAGCAUCAAAAAGGGUUAAACAGGACCCUGAUGGAGGACAGUCCAAAGAAUGGGAAGACCAAUGGCAAGUGUUUUUGAAGGCACUGGAUUCCCCUCACUCAGGAUGGCGAACUUCACAGCUGAGCAACCCAGAGGCAUGGGAUGAUGCUAAGGCUUUUCUGGCCUCCUUUGAGCAAGUUGCCAGAGCCUGCCAGUGGCCUAGAGAAGAGUGGGCGGCCCGGCUCUUGCUGGCACUUAGUGGAGAGGCAGAACAGGCCUUUAGCAGCCUGGAAGCCAGAGACAGAGAGGACUAUGGGAAAGUGAAGGCCGCCAUCUUGCGAGGGGAUGCCAUCACAAUGGAGACCCGGCGCCAGCACUUCCGGCAGUUCCGCUACCAGGAGGUGGAAGAUCCGCGGAGGGUUUACAGCCAACUGCAGGAGCUUUGCCACCAAUGGCUGAAGCCAGAGAGGCACACCAAGGAGCAGAUUCUGGAGCUGCUGAUUCUGGAGCAGUUCCUGACCAUUCUGCCACCAGAAAUCCAGAGCUGGGUCCGGGAAUGUGGCGCAGAGAACUGCGUCCAGACAGCAGCCCUGGCAGAGGAUUUUCUGAUGAGCCAGCAAGAGACCGAGAUGUGGAAGUGGCAGGUGCCGCUGCCACCCAAAGAUGCGAGCAUGAAUCCACUGGAUAAUGGGAAGAGAGAUUUGUAUGUGCAGGCCGAGGAGGGGGAAGGCAUAGCUGUUGGUUCUCCAGAUGGUGGAAUAAUGCCCUCAAGUCAUUCCAUAUCAUUGCUUCCCACUGAGGGACGUGAAUCUUCUGAAGGAGCAGCAGUCGAGGGGUCUGUGGACUUUGAACUUGCCAUGCAUUUCACUGAGGGGGAAUGGGCCCUGCUGGAUCCGGGACGAAGAGCUCUGUAUAGGGAAGCCAUGCCAGAUAACUAUGGUAGUGGAGCAUCUCUGGGACCACAGUAUCUUCUUGGAGAUCGUCCCACUCUGACCAUGGAUAGUGGAGGUGAAAGGGCUGCGAAGGCGCUCAUGCAGGAGGUAUCAAAGGAGCAUCUGGUGGACCUGAAAGAGGAAGGUACGCCUAAUGAGCUGAGGGGCAGCAAGGAGAUGCUGAUAGAAGAUGACAAAGAGGAGGAAAACCUGGCCAGCAGUGAGUUAGUGACUCCAGAACAUUUUUCUGGGCUUAUCAGUCAGCCGGCAUCUGCUUCUCAUAGUCCACCUUUGGCACCACAAGAUAAUGAGGAGUUGCAAGGAAAUGUGAAUGACCCACCAGACAUGAUGGAUGAUACUGCUAAAGCAUUGGAGGACAGCAGCAGUGAAGAAUUAAUAAUAGAAGAUGCUAAAGAGGAGGAACAUGGUGUCAUCGAUGGGGCACCAGUGUCACCAGAUUCAGAAGUGAUUGACCUAAGGAAAAAAAGAGAAGAGGAGGAUGUAGAAGCAGAAAACAGCCAUGAGCAGAUCGUGGUAAGAAUUGGGCUAUUCCUGUGCCAUAGUCUGAACUUUUGUCCCAUUCCCUCAGUGGGCGACAAGGAAUCUCCAGCCCUGAGACUUGAGGAAAUAAGGCAGAAAUACAGCGACUUGUGUCAGAACAGCGCAGCCUUCCAGGAGACGAUGCUGCGACUCAAAGCCGGCUGGGUAAGCAAGAACAAGGAAGGGGAGCCUUCACUGGGCAGCUCAGAGCGAUUGCAGCUCAACAGGAUUAUGUGGGGCGGAGACGAAGUCAGCUUUCCCCAAGGAGAAGGCCAGGCAGGAGUCUUUGAGAGCCGCAUUGAGCCAGAUGGCUGUCUGCUGGAGAACAGAGGCCUGAUCUCCAUUCCUUUUGGUGGGGGCUUCUUCGAUUUCAGUGAGUUCGCCGUCCAGCAAAGCUUCCUCCAGAAGAAGAACCAGGAGAUCUCCAAGAACUUUGGGGCAAGCCUGAGUGCAAGUUCCCAGCUCAGGGGGCCAGAGAAACCUCAGCCAGUCGAGAAGCCCUACAAGUGUAACGAAUGUGGCAAGAGCUUUGGGAAGAGGUCGACCUUGAACACCCAUGGGAGAACCCACACAGGGGAGAAACCAUUCAAGUGCUCGCACUGUGACAAAAGGUUCAGCCAGAGUUCCCACCUCCAGCUGCACGAGAGGACCCACACUGGAGAGAAGCCCUACAAGUGUCUGCUGUGCGAGAAGAGCUACAACCAGCGCUCCAGCCUCAUUAUCCACGAGCGAAGCCACACGGGAGAGAAGCCGUACACCUGCCUGGAGUGCGGAAAGAGCUUCAGCCAGAAGGCCACCCUUGUCCUUCACGAGAAGAGUCACCGGGGAGAGAAGCCGUACAAGUGCUUGGAGUGUGGGAAGGGCUUCAGCUUGAGCGCAGACCUCAUCCGGCACCAAAGCAUCCACACGGGAGAGAAGCCUUACACCUGUUCGGACUGCGGGAAAAGCUUCAGCCAGAACUCUCACCUCAUGGCCCACAUCCGGACCCACACGGGCGAGAAGCCUCACAAAUGUCUGGAGUGUGGGAAGGGCUUCAACUGGAGCUCGGAACUCAUUGCGCACGAGCGGACCCACACGGGUGAGAAGCCGUACCAGUGCCUGUACUGUGAGAAGAGCUUCAGUGUCCGCUCAAGCCUCAGUAAGCACGAGCGGACCCACACGGGAGAGAAACCGUACAUCUGCCUCCAGUGUGGGAAGGGCUUCAUCCAGCGGUCCAGCCUAGUGGCACACGAGAGAUCUCACACGGGCGAGAGGCCAUACAUGUGCUUGGGUUGUGGGAAGUGCUUCCGGGAGAGCUCCCAGCUCAUUGCGCACGAGCGGACGCACACCAGUGAAAAGCCCUACGUGUGCCCAGACUGCGGGAGCUGCUUCAAGGCGAAGGCAGCCCUGGUCCGGCACCAGCGAAGCCACAUGACUCUACACUCUUUUAUAUGCUCCGAAUGCAGGAAGGUUUUCUCAUCGGGCGAAGAGAACCCUGAAAAGUGCCCCGAGUGUGUGAAUCUAAGUCUGAUGUCUGACCUCUCACAGGCAUCGGAAGAGGCCUACCCGGAGGUGGCAGAAGAGGCCUACACGGAGGCAGCGGAAGAAGAGAGUGAAGAAAUCAAAAUGUGAAAAUCUCUUGUCAGUCAAAGCUCCCAACCUUUUCCCAAGAAGAGAAUGAUGUAAAGGAACCAAGAUGCAGCGGAUGGUGAACUUUGUUUUGUGAAGAAGGAAGUGACAGUGGGAAGAACUGCCUCAUGAAAACUGGUUGAUGACUAGGCAAUGGGGAUGAAGAGAGAGCCCCCCCUUCCCUCCUCCUUCCUGUCAGCCUGCUGCUAACUUCCCUCCUCACCAUUGCCAUAUUGCCUCCCCUUCCUUCUCCCCUCUCCUCCCCACAUUUCCUAUCCGUACACAUUUCUCUCUUCUAUGCUGUUCUUGGCAAGCGAAAGAAGAAAGGAGAACUGUAGUUGCUUAGCAACAGGCUGCCAUGUUCUUCUCCUUCCCAGUAGCCUGGAAUCGGGAAAUGGCAAGUGCCUGGCCAAGAACAGGUGGGGGGGUUAUCUUCCUUCCCCUUGCAAAAACUAUACAUUUCAGGCCCCUGGAAGGGGGAAAAGUGAGAAGUGCACAUAUGAGAGAAAGGAAAAGAAGGAAAAUGGAACCUACCACAGUUGUGACAUCUACUGCAUUUCUCUUCCACCCACGAUACCAGCUGGAAAUACUCUUUCUGGCAAGCAGCUGAUGCAUAUUGGCAAUCUGGGAACCAAAUGGCACCUCUUGAGGGCCUGGUUUGGACCAGAUUCUUCUUAGUUGCUGACGCUAUGCGGACUAUUAUGUAACCUCAAUUUCACUAAGGCUUUUUGAAUGAAUCCCCACACACACACACACAAAAAGAACUUUCCAUGAAAUAAUUUAUAAAACAAACCAGAGGUGGACACACAACUUUGAAGUGUUGUGUAACAGCGGCCCCAAGCAGGCCAAAGGCCAAUCCACAGGAGUUACCAGUGUAUGAUGAGAAUUUGAACCUACACAGAUGAUUUUGCCCCAAAGGGCUUCUUUUUCUCCCUGUCUUUCUUUUAGUUGGCCCUGAGAGAUGGAUUGAACUGUGGCAACAUAGAGGAGUGGACCAGUAAUAGAACAAGAGAAGAAAAUGCCUUAGAUGAAUUGCGUUUUGAUUGUGGAAAAUGAAUUCUCUUUCUGUCUUGUUAGCAUUCAGCUUGAGUAGCAGGCUCAACUGGCAAUAUGUGUUAUUUAUUUUGAUAUAUCGAUAUAAAUAUAUGAUCUUGCUCUUCUUUGUCACAGUGAGGGUGGGCUUCUACCUGAAGCAUCUGGGUUGGUUGAAUUUCCAAGCCAUGCAGUACCUCCUUUUCUCCACUUUCCUGCCCAGCUCCAGAUUUGGAUGGAGAGCAUGGAGAAUAAAGCCUGCUUUACAGAUGCAGCAGAAUGAGGAGAGUGGACUGUACUGUUGCAUGAAGAGAAAUUGCAUUUCUGCAUCUUAACCCAUGGUAUGUCUCCUUAAACCCUGCAAAUAAAAAGCUAAAACACAUCAGAGAAAGAAUAUCUAACCCAGCCUGCUUCCUGUUGUGCCAUUUUUCUACUUGCAGGGAGGUUGACUUAUGCAGGGGAACACUUUUUUAACAAUGUGGUUUUGCUUUCUGCAUGAUCUUGCUUUCUCCCUUUUAAGCCCUGCAAACAGAAAACUAGUGCAUCAGAGAGAUGAGAUCCACCCAUUCCCUUCUGUGCUUCUUUUUUACUGGUAGGGAGCAUAUUUUAAAGACAGGAGAGCAUUUAAAAAUGCAGUCCAGCCCAUCUGCAUUCUGUCAACUCAUUCUGCUGCAAGUCUAGAUUCUGUCUUCAUCACUUUGAUGAAACCAUUUUCCAGAGUUCCUUGUCAGAAGAAUGACGACAGUCAGUUAUAAUCUGUAGUAAAAGCAAGCCCUGGGAUAGCAAAGAGAGCUUGGCUUUGAGCUGUAAUGAGCAUAUUAAGAUCCUCUGUAAUAUCCUAGGAGCCCUGUAAUUAGCUGAGUACCCCUAUUAGUAUUACACAGAAUGGGGUGAUAAAAUGCUGGACUGUAUCACUUUGGUCUGAAGGUGGGGGAACAGGCUGUAAUGGAUGCCAACUUCUCAGACCCUUUGGAACCCUGGCCUUAGAUGAACAGCAGCUGCAGUUCGAAUGUCUGCCUGUGUCUUCUGAGCAGUUCAGCUGAGCGGGUUCAUGGGAAACCCCAGUGCCUGUUCCAUCAUGUGUUCAUCUGAACUGAUUUGUGGCUGCGUCAGAAGUUCUCUCUCUGAUGUGGUAUGGUCUUGUGGGACUGUACAAUCCCUGGUCAUAUGUGGAAGGGUUGGACAAGGAUGCCCAUGUCAGAAACCACCUGCAUAUGACAAGCAUAAUUGGAGAGGCUCCUGGAUUGCUUGACCUGCAAGUGUUCUGGGUGCAGAAAGAUGGACUAGUUCCAGGAGUUCUCAAAAUGGCUGAAGGGCCACUGUGGCUGGGGAGGAUGGGGGUAGUAAUCCAGAAUCUGGGCACCCAAAUUGAAGAGCCCCUGGAACCCAUGUCUGUUUAACCAUGGGUGGAUUUUCAAACAUGUAGUUUCCUCCACAUGCACCACUGGAGAUUUCCCAGACACUGGAAUCUGCUCUUUAAAAACAUUACAUUUUUAGCUGAAAUACCAGGUAGGAAAACGGCACCUGUCUCUCUUCUGUAUAGCAUCUGUCCCAAUGCCACCUGAAUCCGUACAUUCUAGGGGCAGGAUAUAGUCACAGGCAAAACCCUCCUUGUUUUAUACAUCUGUUAGCAGGAAAGGAGAGAGAUGAUUGGCUAUUUGCCUCCAGCUGCUGAUAUUGAAAAUUCUUCCAAUACUGUAUCCAAAAUGGCUGGCUGUAUGUUCCCCAAUUCUUGCUGAUUCUUUUUAUUUUACAAUUGUACUAUUCUUUCUAUCUGUUAUUUCAGGCUUUUCUUUUGAGUGUGCUUUUUUCUUUCACUUCUUAACCUCAAUAAAAUGAUCUCUAAAAAGGCAAAA
Messenger RNA from Hemicordylus capensis (graceful crag lizard), 6401 nucleotides. Its product is annotated as zinc finger protein 239-like. The record is from RefSeq and is a predicted model, not a curated record. Gene Ontology annotation, biological process: regulation of transcription by RNA polymerase II. NCBI's taxonomy places the organism in Eukaryota, Metazoa, Chordata, Lepidosauria, Squamata, Cordylidae. The transcript is spliced from 13 exons. Gene Ontology annotation, molecular function: RNA polymerase II cis-regulatory region sequence-specific DNA binding; DNA-binding transcription factor activity, RNA polymerase II-specific. The coding region runs from base 337 to 3516 and encodes 1059 amino acids.